GGAGCGGGUGAAGCGCAAGCAGUGUAGUUUACCGCUGCAACCCGGCUUAGUUGUUUUGUGUUCGACAGGUGAUUUUUUUUUCCAGCCUUCCACAGAAAGUGUCCAGGGCGCGCGAGGUUAACGUUCAAGAUGCAGAUCUUUGUGAAGACUCUGACUGGCAAGACCAUCACCCUAGAGGUUGAGCCCAGUGACACUAUUGAGAAUGUCAAGGCUAAGAUCCAGGACAAAGAAGGCAUCCCACCUGACCAGCAGAGGCUGAUCUUUGCAGGCAAGCAGCUGGAAGAUGGCCGCACCCUGUCUGACUACAACAUUCAGAAGGAAUCCACCCUUCACCUUGUGCUGCGCCUGAGAGGUGGUAUGCAGAUCUUUGUGAAGACCCUGACUGGCAAGACCAUCACCCUAGAGGUUGAGCCCAGUGACACUAUUGAGAAUGUCAAGGCUAAGAUCCAGGACAAAGAAGGCAUCCCACCUGACCAGCAGAGGCUGAUCUUUGCAGGCAAGCAGCUGGAAGAUGGCCGCACCCUGUCUGACUACAACAUUCAGAAGGAAUCCACCCUUCACCUUGUGCUGCGCCUGAGAGGUGGUAUGCAGAUCUUUGUGAAGACCCUGACUGGCAAGACCAUCACCCUAGAGGUUGAGCCCAGUGACACUAUUGAGAAUGUCAAGGCUAAGAUCCAGGACAAAGAAGGCAUCCCACCUGACCAGCAGAGGCUGAUCUUUGCAGGCAAGCAGCUGGAAGAUGGCCGCACCCUGUCUGACUACAACAUUCAGAAGGAAUCCACCCUUCACCUUGUGCUGCGCCUGAGAGGUGGUAUGCAGAUCUUUGUGAAGACCCUGACUGGCAAGACCAUCACCCUAGAGGUUGAGCCCAGUGACACUAUUGAGAAUGUCAAGGCUAAGAUCCAGGACAAAGAAGGCAUCCCACCUGACCAGCAGAGGCUGAUCUUUGCAGGCAAGCAGCUGGAAGAUGGCCGCACCCUGUCUGACUACAACAUUCAGAAGGAAUCCACUCUCCACCUUGUGCUGCGUCUGAGGGGUGGCUGUUAGUUAUUGUGGACCUUGCUUUACAUUAUUGCCAAUAGCAUUUGUUUUUGCACUGUAGCCCUUUAAUGUCUUAAUAUUGUAAGUUAAAUACAAGUUGCAGAAACUGCUGAAUAGUCUGUGAAUGCUAAUAAAGAUUUUUGUUGCACGUUA
Molecule: messenger RNA, 1194 nt
Organism: Chelonoidis abingdonii (Abingdon island giant tortoise)
Lineage: Eukaryota; Metazoa; Chordata; Testudines; Testudinidae
Gene: UBB
Product: ubiquitin B
Molecular function (GO): protein binding
Source: RefSeq, a predicted model, not a curated record